Messenger RNA from Pseudoliparis swirei, 1948 nucleotides. It is a transcript of the gene alg5, whose product is annotated as ALG5 dolichyl-phosphate beta-glucosyltransferase. Bases 255 to 1223 code for a protein of 322 amino acids. The transcript has 10 exons. Gene Ontology annotation, cellular component: endoplasmic reticulum membrane. The record is from RefSeq and is a predicted model, not a curated record. Lineage: Eukaryota; Metazoa; Chordata; Actinopteri; Perciformes; Liparidae.
CGAGACAGUCCUGCUACUUCCGCGUCGCGGCUGUGUUCAGUUUUGAUUGGAAGUGGUGUUCCCUGAGCUCCCUGCAGAGUAAUAGGAAAUAGAAGGACUCUUAUCUAGUGAGUCCCCCCCAAUCAAGCGAGUGUGUUUCUUGAAUAUUCAAGGAAGUAGCUGGAGAUAAAACACGAAACAAAGCAAGGAGGAAGUAGCUUUAUAGCUAGCCACUUAGACUUGGGCUCUGUCAUUUGCUGUAAACUUAUGGAAACAUGGAUUGCCUCUGUGAAAUAGUUCUAGCCUUAAUCGCAUUGGCAGCUCUAAUUAUUAUUAUGGUGCUGGUGUUUGCACACGUCACUGCAGAGACCGUGAACCUGACACGCCACGAGAAGGAGAAAUACUUCCUCACCGUGUCCGGAGAGAAGGAGCUUUUCCCCAGCCUGCAUGAUCCCCAUUCUAGGGAGCUCUCGGUGGUGAUCCCGGCCUACAACGAGGAACUCCGAAUGCCGGUGAUGUUGGAUGAAGCUACACAGUACUUGGAAAACAGACAGAAACAGCAGCCCUCUUUCACCUAUGAGGUCAUCGUGGUUGACGAUGGCAGCAACGACAAAACCACAGAGGUUGCAUCGCGGUACAGUAAGAAGUACGGUGCUGAUAAAGUGCGGAUCCUGACACUGGUGAAGAACAGGGGGAAAGGGGGAGCCGUGCGGAUGGGAACGCUGAGCUCCCGAGGGAAAUUUAUUCUGAUGGCAGAUGCUGACGGAGCCACAAAGUUUUGUGACAUUGAGAAAGUGGAGGCUGGACUUAAUGCCCUCAACCCGAAACCGGAGAAUAUGGCGAUUUCCUGUGGUUCCCGGGCUCACCUGGAGACCGACUCAGUCGCCGAGCGAUCUGUGUUCCGCACAUUCCUCAUGUACGGCUUCCACUUCCUGGUGUGGUCGUUCUGCGUGCGGGGGAUCAAGGACACGCAGUGCGGCUUCAAGCUCUUCACGCGCGAGGCUGCGCUCAAGACCUUCUCUUCUCUCCACGUCGAGCGAUGGGCUUUCGAUGUGGAGCUCCUGUACAUCGCCCAGUGUUACAACAUCCCCAUCGCAGAGGUGGCGGUCAACUGGACCGAAAUAGAAGGGUCCAAGCUGGUCCCGUUCUGGAGCUGGCUGCAGAUGGGACGAGACCUGGUUCUCAUUCGCCUGCGCUACUUCACCAGAGCCUGGAAACUGCAGUCGCCUCACAAGAUGGACUAGCCAAUCAGACGAGUCCUCUGGUGUCCUAGAGACAGCCAAUGACGGGGGAGGCCAUCAAACCUUUGAGGUGGGAUUAACAGCUGUGUCCGUCAUUCACUUGUCAUGGAGGACAAAGCAUAUCGCAUCUUUUUCCUCUCCGGAUGUCAUCGGGUGUGAAGUAUUGACACAGUUGGGAGUUCUUCACGGGCCCUGCCUUUUCUUUUUUUAAUGUUUGGGUUUCAGUGCUUGUGAUGGCCGCUGUUCCCGCGCACAUCUCUGUGGCCACGGCCGUCCGAAUGUCCGUAUGAGUGAUCCGUGUAUUAAGUUACUCAAUGUUUAUUUUGUGAGUAAACGAGCCUUGUAGAGAAAUGUGAAGGAUCUGAUAAUCUGUGCGUCAUCGUGAGGAUGGGUGGUAUGAACGUUACUGGAGGAGAUUUUUUCAAACUGGAGGGAUUGUAUAUUUGAGGAAACAUGGCCAUGGAUAGAUGGUCUAUAUGAAUUGAACCAAAAUAAAAAUGUCAAUGAUUUAUGAUUUUUAUAAUAGUAAAUAACCUUAUAACUAAAGCUGCAACAAUUAAUCAAUUAGUCUGUCAAUAGAAAUGUGAAUUCUGCGCUGCAAAUAUGUGGACAAUUGAUGUAUUGUUUAAAAAAAUUUGCAAACAUUUGAUCAUUGCAGAAGCUCAUCUAUGAGUCACCGUAGAACGUAUUUAAACAAUUGUUUUUUUUAAAGCAGACCUGAACAAGUG